GUUUCUUCCCCACUCCCUCCUUUCAUCUCCUCUCUCUUCCCGCUUUUUCCAGUCCCACCCUAUAAACUCAGAUCCCAUCUGUAUCCGAUUCACUCUUUUUCUUCCUCUCCUCAAUUUUCUCCUACCUCAUCACCCAUUCUUACUUUUCCACCGCUCCCUAAAAACCAUCGAUUCUUCAAAACCCUGCUCCAAAUCUUGCUCUACCCCCCUUUUCUUGAAAAAAUAAUUAAAGAUUCUCAAGAAUCGGGAAAUUGAAAUUCCCAGUGCUUUUCAUAUCAUGCAAAAGCAGCAUCUUCAAGAAGCUUUGAGGCCACAGCAGCUGCCAUUCACGGCCUCGAGGCCUCCUUUCGGGGAUUACCACCAGUUCGCCACAGACUCCCACAACCUGACUUCUCAACAAGUUGAAGGUAUCUUGGUGAAAACUCCGGAGCCUACCAAUCCACCGUGGCCCCUAGCUCCACCCAUGUGCAUAGAUGAAUGCCUGACAUUGAAGCGUAAGACAGAGACAAUGAGUCUUGCACAUGCAUUGGGUGAUGAGAAUGAAGUUUCUGUAUAUGCUCUCAACAGCCCACUGCAAACACCAGUGUCCGGGAAAUUGGGAAAGGCACAGAAAAUAUCCAGGACGUCAAAGUCUAAUAGAUAUGUAUCUCAAACUGCUGCAAUUGUUGGAUCUCCUUCUGGUAACAAUACCACUUCAGUUGGCACAUGUCGGUAUGACAGCUCCCUAGGUCUAUUAACGAAGAAGUUCAUUAAUCUUAUCAAGCAAGCAGAAGAUGGCACUCUUGAUCUGAACAAGGCAGCUGAUACAUUAGAGGUCCAGAAAAGGCGUAUCUAUGACAUAACAAAUGUACUGGAAGGCGUUGGUCUAAUAGAAAAGAAUCUAAAGAACAUAAUUCAGUGGAAGGGCCUAGAUGUGUCAAGAACGGAAGCCCGUGAUGAGAGAGUUAUGAGCUUACAGAUGGAAGUGGAGUGUCUAACUUUGGAGGAGCAUAGAAUAGAUGAACAGAUCCGAGUAAUGCAAGAUAGACUGAGGGACCUGAGCGAAGAUGAAAACAAUCAAAGAUGGCUUUUUGUUACUGAAGAGGAUAUCAAGAACUUGCCUUGUUUUCAGAACGAAACACUCAUAGCGAUUAAAGCACCACAUGGCACGACCUUAGAAGUUCCAGAUCCUGAUGAGGCCGUUGAAUAUCCACAGAGGAGAUACAGGAUAGUUUUGAGAAGCACCAUGGGUCCAAUCGAUGUUUACCUGGUCAGCCAAUUUGAGGAAAAUUUUGAGGAGAUGAAUGGUAUUGAAACACCACCCACCAUCCCUUCAACCAAUGAAAAUUUAACUGGAGCGGUAGCAAGCGAGAGAAGAGAACAUGAUGUUGGCGCAACAGACAGGUUAUCUCUGGAUGUGGGUACAUCGCAUGACUUUGUAUCUGGGAUCAUGAAAAUUGUUCCGGAUGUUGAUAAUGAAGCAGAUUACUGGCUAUUGUCGGACGCUGAUGUUAGCAUCUCUGACAUGUGGACUGAAUCUGGAAUUGACCUAGGCACAAUCAAUGAAGAUUGCACCGUGGAAACUGUUGUUACUACUACUCCCGUCUGCCUAAACUCUGACGGGUGAUGCUAUUACUGAGCCACAGGGCUACCUUAGAGCUUCUCUGAUGUUGGGGUGUGUGUGAUGUUGUACAUUCUUCUGGUGGAUGAGUUUGAGAAUAUUGAUGAAGGGUUUCAUUGUUGUAUAGUUUAUGUUAGCUGGACAUAUGUAAUAAUAAUAAUAAUAUCAAUAAUAGAAUAUAGAUGUUAAGCACUUAUUGUCCAGAAUUUGGAAUAGUAUACCUCGUUCUAUAAUGAUGUUUCUAUCAUCUACAUACUUGAUUAGGCAAUUAAUAGAUUGCCUUCUUCAACUAUUAAAAUGUACAAAUAUACUCCUGUAGUAUGUGUAUGAG
Messenger RNA from Cuscuta europaea, 1931 nucleotides. The record is from the annotation of a GenBank genome assembly. Lineage: Eukaryota; Viridiplantae; Streptophyta; Magnoliopsida; Solanales; Convolvulaceae.